UGUUGCUGGGUGCGGGGACGGGCACUCUGACGGGUAGCCCCUGGGGUGACCGUGAGUCCCGCGGAGGACCGAGUUGCAGCACUGGCUUCGGGUGCCUCCCCGGGGGCACUGGGAGCUCGGGGCCGUUGAGGAAGCUCUGACUGCGCGCUUGAGAUACAGACUGAACUUCAAACAGGGCUAGACUACCGCCUGCGAACCAGAGACGACUUUUCAUUUGAGUGAACAGAAUCAUGGACUAAAAUAAAAGGGACUAUAUCUUGAUUGUGACAGCACAUAGGAGACAUCCAACACUGUUGGAGUAUUCUGGGGACAAUCUCCUGUGGUACCUCCCACUGGCUGAACCCAAGAGGAAGGCUAAGGGCAGGUGAGCCCAAAUGACACUGUCCUUGAAGGUCAGCCUCUGGAGAAAGGUGGUGAGUGGAUCUGCAGGGACAAAGGCAGAAUAUCUAGCAGCUCUAUUAUCAAGUCCUAAAUUUUGGAAUGAUUGUCUCCUCGGCACUAAUGAUCUGGAAGGGAUUAAUGGUCAUAACUGGAAGUGAAAGUCCAAUUGUAGUGGUGCUCAGUGGCAGCAUGGAACCUGCAUUUCAUAGAGGAGAUCUUCUCUUUCUAACAAAUCGAGUUGAAGAUCCCAUACGAGUGGGAGAAAUUGUUGUUUUCCGGAUAGAAGGGAGAGAGAUUCCUAUAGUUCACCGAGUCUUGAAGAUUCAUGAAAAGCAAAAUGGACAUAUCAAGUUUUUGACCAAAGGAGAUAAUAAUGCAGUUGAUGACCGAGGCCUCUAUAAACAAGGACAACAUUGGCUAGAGAAAAAAGAUGUUGUAGGGAGAGCGAGGGGAUUUGUUCCUUAUAUUGGGAUUGUGACGAUCCUCAUGAAUGACUAUCCUAAAUUUAAGUAUGCAGUACUCUUUCUGCUCGGUUUAUUUGUGCUGGUCCAUCGUGAGUAACAAAUCCGCCUUGCUGUUCCUGGAAGAUGCCGUCCUUUCUGUUACUGAAUGUUUGGAGUAGCUAUCGGUCUGUGAUUGGUGGAAUGGAGAACACACCGGUUGGCGCUUCUUGGUAGCACUGGUUUGCGUUAGUUUAUGUUUCCACGCCAGAAUGUGUGUGGGCUGGUGCACGUGCGCCACGGCGGGCACUCAAGGGGACUUUCAGUCACAGAAUUUCAUAUGUUGUCAUUGUCACACUUUCACAUUUUUGUACAUCAGUGAAUUUUUUAUAUUAAAAGAUUGAGCCAAAGCCCCCAGUGUUUGUAUUUUGAAGCCAAGCUUCACUUCUAAAGUGCCUACAGAGUUCUGUACAUGAAAAUGCAGCUCUACACGAGUUUAAAACCGUCAUUUCUCCUUAUAAUGGGAAUGGCAUAUACUGAGGUGAUCACAAGACUUAACUUUUCAAAAUUUUAAAUAAAAGACUUUGCAUAUUGAA
Molecule: messenger RNA, 1417 nt
Organism: Equus caballus (horse)
Lineage: Eukaryota; Metazoa; Chordata; Mammalia; Perissodactyla; Equidae
Gene: SEC11A
Product: SEC11 homolog A, signal peptidase complex subunit
Cellular component (GO): membrane; signal peptidase complex
Molecular function (GO): serine-type endopeptidase activity
Source: RefSeq, a predicted model, not a curated record